Teleopsis dalmanni is the source of this 1102-nucleotide messenger RNA. Its product is annotated as hydroxysteroid dehydrogenase-like protein 1. Lineage: Eukaryota; Metazoa; Arthropoda; Insecta; Diptera; Diopsidae. Gene Ontology annotation, cellular component: endoplasmic reticulum. Gene Ontology annotation, molecular function: oxidoreductase activity. The transcript has 5 exons. The record is from RefSeq and is a predicted model, not a curated record. Bases 125 to 1072 code for a protein of 315 amino acids.
CCUUAUCACACGGCCCGAAAUCCAAAAUAUUUGCAAUUUCUAAUCGCAGUUCAUUUCCAACGCUUCUCGUUGAAAGCCACGAUAGUCCAAUAUCACUCAGUAAUCUGACAGAGUGCCUUCAACAAUGUUCGAUUGUUUAGCGAACUUCUUAUUAUUUAUAGGUGUAUAUGCAUUUGGUUGCUAUCUUUAUGAUAAUCUCAAAUCGCCAUACAUAAUAAUUCGGGACUAUGUGAAUGAAAAGUAUUUUGGUGAAAAACAGAAACGUUUAGUUGAAAGGUUUGGUGAAUGGGCAGUUAUUACUGGUUCAACAGAUGGCAUUGGUAAAUAUUAUGCCAGAGAACUGGCACGAGAAGGCUUUAAUGUAGUUCUCAUAUCCAGAACAAAAUCGAAGUUAGAAGCUGUAGCAAGUGAAAUUGAAAAAGAGUUCGCAGUGCAAGUGAAAAUAAUUGUCGCGGACUUUUCUCAUGGUGCUGAGAUAUACAAAAGUAUUGAAGAAACCUUGGAUAAUAUUCCAAUAGGAUUAUUGGUGAAUAAUGUUGGGCAGAGCACAUCUAAGCCCGGACCAAUGUGUUCUUUCAGUGCAGAAGAACUAUGGAGUGUUAUCAAUGUAAAUAUCGGUGCAGUUACAGAGUUAUCACGUUACUUUCUACUACGCAUGCAAAAGUCUAAUAUAAAAGGAGCAAUCGUGAAUAUAUCUUCUGGAUCAGAAUUGUGUCCAUUACCUUAUGCUGCUAUAUAUGCAGCUACGAAAGCAUAUAAUCGUAGUUUGACUUUGGCACUUCAAUAUGAGGCCAGUCGUUAUGGCAUACACGUCCAAUUAGUGUCUCCACAUUUUGUUGUCACAAAAAUAAAUUCAUACUCUAGAGUUAUAAUGCGUGGUGGCUUGUUUAUACCAGAUCCAGAGAAAUACGCUCGUUGGGCAGUUUCGACUAUAGGUCGCGUUGAAAUGACUUCUGGCUAUUUUUGGCAUGGAAUACAAUGUGCCAUAGGAAAACUUUUUCCAGUCAGUCUUUGCACAUAUAUCAUUCAAUUGUUUGCUCCUAAGAUUGUGGACGAUUUAAAAAUAAAUUAAGUACAAGAUUUUUUAAAAAUAUAUUAACAA